ACAGGGAUUACGGAGGCACCGUGGGGCUAUCAGUGACCGUGAAAGACUUAACAAAGAUCCGAGUCUGAGAUGGGAGUCGCUAAUCAUACACUGACGAUAUCCAGUCCUUAGGCAAGGCCUUUAUGAAUGAGAAGCACGAAGGAAGCGUGUACUGAAAACACUUGAUCUUCACUCUCCUGUGAAAGAUACCACAGACACAACAGGAGGUUUUACAGUCAAAUGAGGCAAAAACGUCCAUUUAUGUCCGAAAACAAAGUAUAGCGUCUAGCAGAGUACAUCGCCCAAUCAGAACUGUCAAGCACGUUGGUGGCAGGGCUGUGUUUUGAGGAUAGUUGUGAUCAGCAGAGACUCCUGGAAACAUGCCAGGAUUCAGGAAGGAAGGUGCAAAGUAAAGACUCUGCAUGGCCUGCGCGUAGCUGCCCUGAUUUGAGCCCGUGUCCUGAGGCUGGGGCAGUGGCCCUCGGCUUGCGAUGAAGGUCACUCACCAGAAGAACUCGGUGCGGAUCCUGUCCGGCCGGGAGCGUGGCGCCCAGGGCUUCGGCUCGCAGCGCCUGCUGCAGCAGCUGGUGGAGGAGAAGGCGCGCUGCAUGAAAUGGCAGAGCCAGAAAGUGGAGCUGCCGGACAGCCCUCGUUCAACGUUCCUGCUUGCUUUCAGUCCUGACAGGACGUUAAUGGCUUCCACCCAUGUGAAUCACAACAUUUACAUCACGGAGGUGAAGACGGGCAAGUGUAUCCACUCGCUGGUGGGCCACCGGCGUACCCCCUGGUGCGUGACCUUUCACCCCACCAUCUCAGGGCUUGUGGCAUCAGGCUGUCUGGACGGAGAAGUCCGCAUCUGGGACCUGCAUGGUGGCAGUGAGAACUGGUUCACAGAGAGCAACGCAGCUAUAGCUUCCCUGGCCUUCCACCCCACUGCCCAGCUCCUGCUCAUCGCCACCAAUAACGAGAUCCACUUCUGGGACUGGAGCCGGAGGGAGCCCUUCGCUGUGGUGAAGACCGCCAGCGAGAUGGAGCGAGUCAGACUGGUGAGGUUUGAUCCAUUGGGCCACAACCUUUUGACAGCCAUUGUUAACCCUUCAAACCAGCAGAAUGAUGACGACUCGGAGAUCCCCAUGGACAGCGUGGAGAUGCCACACUUCAGACAGCGCUCCCUUCUGCAGUCCCAGCCUGUGCGUCGCACCCCGCUUCUCCACAACUUCCUGCACAUGCUCUCCUCGCGCAGUUCAGGCACGCAAGCCGGGGAGCAGCCCCCCACCGAGGAGAGCGCCGUGCCCCCCAGCCUGCCUUCCGGGCGGUACACCUCCCUGAGGGACCGGCCGGCCUACCAGGGCUGCGUCCAGCACCUGGGGAUGGUGUGCUUCUGCAGCCGCUGCUCGGUGGCGCGCAACCCCCCGUCCUCCCCUCUCCCGGGCGAGGACGCCGCCGGCUCCCAGGCAGCCGGCUCGGAGGCGGCCCCCCACGCUUCCACCUUCACCUCCGCCCGCACCGAGCCCCGGCUCCCCAGCGAGCAGAGGGGCAGCGAGCGGCCCUCCGCCUUCAGCAGCGUGCACAGCAGCACGGCGGGGAACACACUGAGGAACCUGUGGCCAGGCCCCGGGCGCAGGGGCCUGCUCGGCCUCAUGGCCAAUCAACCCUUAGGGCACCAGCAAAUGACCCGGGACCCCUCUUGGCGUCUGGCGGGAACUUUUUGGAACACCCAGAGUGAAACGGGGGAUCCUGGGAGCAGCGGCGGUGGGGGGAUGCCCCCACCUCGGACUAGCGCUUCCUCCGUCAGCCUGCUGUCGGUGCUCAGGCAGCAGGAGGGCGGCUCUCCGUCCCCCGUCUACACGUCCGCCACCGAGGGCCGGGGCUUCCACGUGCCGGCGGAUGGCGGAGGUGGCGGCAGCGGCAGCGGCAGCACUACCGCCGCCGCCGCCAACAACAACAACAACGGCUGCACCGUCAGCACGAGCAGCGGCCACCACCCCCUGGACGAGGCGAGCCAGAGCAGCCCGGCCUCCAUCCGCAACGUCCUCCAGUGUAACCUGAGCCGCUACUUCAUGGAGUACGACCGCAUGCAGGACAUGGAGCAGGCCAUGAGCGGUGAGGGCACCCAGCCGCAGCCCACCGAGGAGCUGCUCAACAACAACAUCGACUCCGACCGGCCCGGGCCCUCCCAUUACCAGCCCCCCCACAGCAGCGAGAACAGCUCCAACCUCUUCCGUGGCCACCUCAACCGGUGUAGGGCUUGCCAUAACCUGCUGACCUUCAACCAUGACACCCAGCGCUGGGAAAGGACAGGCCAGACCUCCUCCACCACGAGCGAGGAGGGCACUUCCUGGCAAGCUCCUAACCCGGCUUUUGAAGGCACGGGCGGUGGGACGCGGGAGCCCCAGCCGCCGGAGAGGAGAGGGGGGGCCCCGGGGGCUGUGGAGCCCGGCAGCGGGACAUCCAGCAGCGAGAGCGGUUUCCACAGGCCAAGCCCUGCCACCCCGCAAGGGGAGCAGACAGUGGGCCUGGUCUAUAACCAGGAGACCGGGCAGUGGGAGAGAGUUUAUGGGCAGGGAGCUGCAAGCCGGCCAGGGAAUGUACCACAAGAGGCCUUAAACCAAGAAAUGCCUGAAGAGAAUUCAGAUGAAGAUUCUCUCCGAAGGAGGCUGUUGGAGUCCUCUCUUAUCUCCCUUUCUCGAUAUGACAUAUCAGGGUCUCGAGAUCAUCCCAUUUACCCAGAUCCCGCCAGGUUGUCCCCUGCUGCCUACUAUGCCCAGAGGAUGAUCCAGUAUCUGUCCCGCCGGGACAGUAUCCGCCAGCGCUCCCUGCGCUACCAGCAGAACCGGCUGCGGCCCUCCUCCGACGGCCCGGCCAGCAACCCCUCCCAGUCCAUGGAGAACAACGAGGUGGAAUUCGAGGAGUUUGAGGAUAAUGGCGACAGAGCCAGGCACCGAACACCACGCAAUGCUCGAAUGUCUGCUCCAUCUCUGGGGCGCUUUGUUCCUAGGCGUUUCCUGUUACCAGAGUAUCUACCGUAUGCUGGGAUUUUUCAUGAGAGAGGCCAGCCAGGCUUGGCCACUCACUCUUCCGUUAAUAGAGUCCUAGCAGGUGCUGUUAUUGGAGAUGGACAAUCAGCAGUCGCCAGCAACAUAGCAAAUACAACCUACAGGCUGCAGUGGUGGGAUUUCACCAAGUUUGACCUUCCUGAGAUCAGUAACGCCACCAUCAACGUUUUGGUUCCGAACUGCAAGAUCUACAAUGAUGCCAGUUGUGAUAUCUCUGCUGACGGGCAGCUUCUGGCAGUGUUCAUUCCCAGCAGCCAGCGAGGUUUUCCAGAUGAAGGCAUCCUAGCAGUGUACUCUCUGGCACCGCACAACCUGGGAGAGAUGCUCUACACCAAGAGAUUCGGUCCCAAUGCCAUCUCAGUGAGCCUGUCCCCUAUGGGUCGCUACGUGAUGGUGGGCCUGGCCUCCAGGAGGAUCCUCCUGCACCCCACCACCGACCACAUGGUAGCCCAGGUCUUCCGACUACAGCAGCCACAUGGUGGGGAGACGUCCAUGAGGAGGGUGUUCAAUGUUGUUUACCCAAUGGCUCCAGACCAGAGGAGGCACGUCAGUAUCAAUUCUGCGAGAUGGCUGCCAGAGCCGGGCUUGGGGCUGGCCUAUGGAACUAACAAAGGAGAUCUGGUCAUUUGCAGGCCUGUGGAUUCCCGGUCGGAAUCUGAUGCACAGUCGGAUCAUGUCAACGAGCCCAUCUUCGCCAUUAACAACAACAGUGGCAGCCGCAACACCGAGAGGGCUGGGACAAGCAGGGCGACCUGGAGGUCAGACAGGGAUUUGGGCCUGAUGAAUGCGAUCGGUUUGCAGCCACGUCAUCCUGCCCCUUCUGUGACAUCCCAAGGUACUCAGACACCCAUCCUACAGCUGCAGAACGCAGAGACGCAGACUGACCGUGACCUGCAGGAGACCGGCACAUCACGGGCUACCAAUGCUGUGCCUGGCCCACUGGAGGAUCCCGGCCCUGGAACCAGUACAGAGGGGAGCUUUGAGACGCCCUCCGACAGCCUGCACCCAGAGGGCGGCAUCGCGGACGCGUCGGCAGAAGCAAGCACCAGUGCCGGAGAGGGCUCGGAAUAUGGCACCAGCGAGGACGCGCUUUCCCGGAUUCGCCGACUCAUCGCGGAGGGGGGCAUGACAGCCGUGGUGCAGCGUGAGCAGAGCACCACCAUGGCGUCCAUGGGCGGCUUUGGGAACAACAUCAUCGUCAGCCACCGGAUCCACCGCGGCUCCCAGACCGGCGCCGACUCAUCCGGGGCCAGAGGGCACCGAGCGGCCCGGGAAUGUUUCUCCCCCGGCCCCUCCACUUCCUCCUCCUCCUCCUCCUUCUCUCUCAGUGAACCAGGUCCCAGCCGCUGCCGCAUCCUGGCCCACACUGUGCAAUUAACUCACGCGCCCGCCAGCCCCACGGACCCCGCGCGGAGCCCCGGGGCGGCCACCCCUUCCCCGCAGUUUUCAACCAUCUUCUCCUCCGGCGGAGCGGGCACCUCCAGGGUGCCAGCCGCGGCUCCCAUGGACACCGACGACGUCUUUGAGAGCGGCAACGCUGACGACGGGGACGUCCGCACUUCCUCCUCCUCCUCCUCCUCUUCUCCAGCUAACAAUAACAGCAGCUUCCCGGGAGAUCCUUACAGCCGAUAAGGAUUGUGCUCUACCAUGCCAGUGCUUUAUUUCACUAGAACAAGGGGAUAGGUGGGUUACCAGCAGACUGGCACUUGAAGGCUGUCCGGAUGACUGUUGCUGCAUGGAGAUUGUCUGCCUGGAGUCUGUACGUGAUGCUAAGGAAUAUUUGUUUGCUCUGAUCUGUUGCUGUAGGUCCUCAAUAAGCCUUCAGUCUUUAAAUCUGCAGUCAAAAGGUGCUGAUUUCCAAGGGGCCCCUAUCAGAAGGAGCAAAGCUCCACAGUCUAUGUUAAACAACAUUUCCCAGUCAAGCACUAGGGUAUUUGUAUAGUUCCUCUUGUGGAGUGAUUAUACUUACAUUGCUCUUAAUGUCGCCCAUGUGAUGAUAACCUAAUACCACGAUCAUUCCAUGUUGAAAGUUGUACUUGAAUUAUUUUAUCAUCAGGGCACCAAUACUGGCUUUCCUUUUUUUAUCGGCUUAGGAAAUGGCAACUAUAUCUAGAGUGCCACGUCAUGAUCACACCUAAGGUGUUCUUGAAAUACCAAGGCGAUUACAAGAAGUUUGAUUUGUACGGUUGUUGGUGCCACUUGAUGUAAAGUGUGAACUCUUCCUUUUUUUUUUUAAUUCACCGUAACAGUGCCAGCCCCUCAGCUGUGUGGUCAGGUUGUUUUGAGCUGUAAAAGCCUGCUGUAUGUGGAAAGCUCUCUCUUUGAAUUGUGUACCGUCAGUCUGUAAGAAAACGAAAAUACUAAUGCACUGUUCCGUCUUUGAAGGCAGUUAUGUUUCACCCCAGCUUCUCAAGGAAGAUGUGGAGGGAGCACCUGAGUUUCUCUCAGGUACUUAUGAUUUGAUUACCAUGUUUAGAAAGGAAGAACUACAACUCCCCAAGUUUAAAGUUCAUUGUGAACUUAGGGGAGUAAAGUAAAACAACAUGACCACAUUCAUUCAAGCAUACAUUUCUGUUGUCAAACAAGAUUUUGAUUUUCUGUUUUGAAGAAUAUAUACCGACGUAAUAGUAUGCUUAAAGCAUAGUUGGGUAUUGUUAUAUUAAAUGAUCACCAAGGAAACACAAAUUGUUUACUACUGUGCUGUUGCCAGAACUCUGGGAAUGUGGAAAAGCACAAAUGUGCUCUUGUCAUCAGGCACUUAUUCCUUUUUUUAAGAUAGAAAACCAUCAUUCCUGUCCUGUUGCACUAGUAUCUACCAGUCAGCCUGUCUGAAAGGUGGUUGUUAAGAUCUCUUAACCCCUGUGACGUACUGUAAAAUCCAGUUGUGUAAUAUUGCAAACACCAACUACUUGUUUUUUGGAUACUUGAGAUGAAAACAUAGGUUGUCUGUGCUUAUUACCACUAGAAAUGGAGAAACUUGAUGAUCAACAGCCCAUGACUUGAUUGCAGGAAGAAGCAAGGACUCUGGCACACUGGGGGGCAGGUUUACAGAGCAAGCGUGAGGGCUAAUAAGGGCAGCGCCAAGAAACAAAAUGAAGAAGAACGUCUAUCUGCAGAAACAGACAAAAAGAAUUGCAUCAUUUUCUAGCUGAGAGCGACUGAUCUUGCAGAGCCUAAUAAGGAUAAGGGCUUUAAACUAAAUGUGACAAAUGCAUCAAUUUACUGAAGAGCAGAACUGAAAAUGAAUAUGCCCCUGCUGAUUUUAUUUUUUUUAACUUGAGUUUUUUUUAGAUUCUCUGACGGUUUUUUUGCUGUCCUGUUUUGCACUCCUUAGCCCUUAGAGUACUGAUGAAACAGGAGUUGUAGAGUGCAGUCCCAUGGUCACUGGACAUAAACCCCUUUUGCUCAGUGUGGUUGCCUGAAAGGGGCUGCUCGGUUCCUUCCUGUGCCCCUUGCACAUUAAGGUUUCAGCCCAGGUGGGUUGUGUAUCCAGUGCCCAAACUGCUGUGAUUUGCCUACCUCAGCCUGCCAGCAGCAGCAACACACUUGAAUUCUCCCUUUCAUUAAUUUCCAGAACAAGAACGAGAGAAUGGUUAGACUCAAUGUCCAUAGGUGGACAUUGUGCAGUUUCAAGACAAGUCCAUUUUUCAGACACAAUGCAGCGUCUGGUAAUAUUAAGCUCACCAAGAUGAGUAGUAUUUUUAAUGACUUUUUUAAAGUUUGCUUGAUUUUUUUAAUGCUAUUUAUUAUAUAACACCAGUGGCCAUAUUCUAAAAUUUGUCUUUGCUCUGUGCUACACAGUACCGGUCUUUUUAAGUAUGAGAUCAAACAAUUUCUCUAAAAAGUGGCUUUUUAGCCUAAACACUUUAAGGCUUCUGCAGACAUCACUGAAGUACAGUAGCUGUUUAACAGCAUGGUUGAAGACAGGAGAUAGGCUCAGCUAAUGGAGUCUCAAGGUCUACCGCGGGAAGAGAGAGUGAUAAUUUAAGAACUGACAUCCCGUCCGGGGUGUACCCUGCCUUGAGCCUGUUGCUUGCUGGGACAGGCUCCAGCUCCCUCGCGACCCUAAAUCGGAAGAUGUGGUUAGAAAAUGGACGGGUGUUCUGAUGUUCUCCUAGCCUUACUUAAUUGCUGAGGGGUGUGGAACCACUCUGUCUAUUGGUUAAAGCAGUGGAGUUAGUCUGGGUGUUGUUGUUUUUUUUUUAACGCUGUCUCUUCUCCGACCCUCUUGUUGCGUUCCCCCAGUUUCCGUCUAACAUGUGGGUUCUGCUUGUGUGAAUGAGAACACACGCACAAAGUCAGUGUGUCUGCAUUGUCUGAUUUACAGGCCAUCGCCAGUCUUUUGCGUUUUGUUCUUUAUUACCAUACUUGCAAGAUCUUUCCUAUUGUUUGUUUAGCAAUAUGUUAGAGACUAUAACAUCAAGAAUGUACCAACUCAAACUGUUAUGCAGUAAGGGAAGAAUUAAUUCUUAUUUGGGCUGUUGACCAAAAAUCAGAGCAAAACUCCUCUACUGUAGAAGAACUUGAAUAGGAUUUAUAAAUACCAGCAUUAAGGGUAUAUUUAUUUCCUAUAUUUCUGUAUCAGGGGUAUCACCUUGGAUAACAAGGACUCUCAGUACGGGCAUCUCAAAGCAUAAUCCUGCAAUGCACAACAGAAUCUAAACGAAAGACUUGCAAAUUAUGCUGAUCAUCUUAAUGCAUGAACACCCAUUGAUUUAGCAUUUAUUUGGGCUUCUCAAAAGCACUUCUAAAACUGUGUUGUAGGGCAAUGAAAAGUAGUACAAAUACAGAUGGGAUAAUGGAAAAAUGGGACAUGAUUGUGGACACUGAAUAGUAAUGUGCAGCAGUACAUCAUGUCCUUCCAUCACAUUGAAAUGUCUGUGCGUGGCAAAUGUGUUUCCCAACAGUCCCAUUGGUGUGGUACCCAAUUUAGUUACCCACCUACAGCUUUAAAAAUACAGUUUGACUAGGCUGUCUGUGUCCAGUAUAUAUGGAUGUAGCCACAUGUCCAUCUACACUGUGACCUUCAAAUCUGGCCUGGUUUGAUACCCCUGGCCUGUAUCCUCAAUGGUGCCUGAAUUUCAGAAUCCGCUUCACAGAAACAAAGGUGUACACUGAGGAGGUUCAACAUUUAUAUAGUCUUCGUACGUCUGCUCACACCAUAACUUUUAUUUUGUGCCUUGAAGAUUAUAAAGACGUGACUAUCCUGCUGUAGAAGAACAUUGGUUUAGGCUCCUGCUAUAUAUAGUGCUGGUAUAUCUGCAAAGUGAUUGUUGGCAAAGCCUUCGUGAAAGCUGAAUGUAUCUGUUUUACAUGACAUAGUCAGGCCUUGGUCCACUUUAUUGGUUGGAAAUUAGCAGUGAACAAUAUGUACACCUGGAUUGCAGUUUAGGUUUUUUGUAUGUUGAGGAGUUUUUCAUACUGUAAUUAUUCUGCCUAAAUAACAGACAAGUGUAAUACUUUAAAAACAUAUGAAUUGAAUGUUUUGAUAUGUUGAAUACUUUUUGAUCAUGUUGUGGAUGAGGUUUAAAUAAGCUAAAGAUAUCAAGGGACGUAGUGCACAUUUUCUCUGAAACCAUUGUGAAUUGAAUAAUGCAGCCAUGCCAACAGGUUACAGAAACUACUUGAAGAUUUGUGAUGCUAACUGAAACUGCGUUUCUCUAGUUUUGACAAGACUGGCAGCUUACUUACUUCUGUAUUUAAAAAAUGUUUUCUGAAAAUCACAGUUAAAGGUCACUGCUAAUUUCAAAUCUUUCAUUUUUGCUUAAAUUUAGGCUUGAAAGAAAUAUGUUCCUAAAGCAAUUAGCAUGAAUCUGAAGAUCAUUUUUAGAUUUUUAACUUUUCCACUGGUAUGCAGAUCAUCAGAAAACAUGCUGGUAGCAUGGGGAAUUAUUCUGAAAGGAUCAUUGUAUCUAAAAAUUUUAGUCCACUAUUACAGGGAUCUUAUAACUUUAGGAAGGCACUUCAGAUAGUUUCUAAAAGCAGAAAGGCCAAUACAUUAAUGCAAAGAGACAGCAUAGUGGGUGUUUAUAAAAAAGAAAAUAUUUUCAUUUAACACUCCAUCAUCAAUUUUCCCAUCCACAAUAAUAGUUGUUUUUUGUCCUAGCCCUUCUAUAGACUUAACACGUUUUUCUGAUAAAAAUCAGAAAAUUCAAGUACCACUCCAACAGCCAGCUUCUUGUGAUCUAUGCCAAUUACGUUUACAAAUGAGCACCCACGAGUCUAGGCUCUUCUUGGUGUUUAGUUUCACGUGGUUAAAACUUUGAUUAACAGCGGAUUUACUGUUGCAGUUUCGUUAUCAAAUGCUUCAGAUUGUCUUGGCCUUCCUAGCCUGAACUAGGCUUCAUGUCAGAAUCACGUUCCCCUGCAGAAGAUGCCUCUGUGUUUGAAUACCAACUCAUGUUUACAGCUAGCUAUUGCAAGAGACCUUACUGGACAAGAGGCAGAACAGAUUACAGAUCACACUACCCUGUGUCAAGGCUUUCUUUAAAAAUAAAACACUUCUCCAUUUCACUUUGUUUCCGAAUAUCCAUCUCCACCUUGGGAUGCACCUGGAAUCCUUCCUUUGGAUUUCUUGCAGGCUUGGACGUGUCUUGCCUUUUUUUCCCCCUUAUUCGUCCUCAUUUGCUCACUCACCAAUUAUGUUUUUUUUUUUAAAUGCCUUGAAUUUUUUUUUUGCCCAGUUCGUAUUGCAUAACUGAGCCUGCAUUUUGAGCAGAAUAACUGUUUGGGUAAUUUGCGAGCAUUAUCAUUUAAUAUCAUUAUCCAGAGGAGUUAAAAGAGCUUCUAGUCAGUGCUGAAUGGUUGUUUUGAUGUCCUGGCUGGCCAGUCUGUAAAGCUGAAGCAUUCUGGACACUUUAAUGGAAGGCCUGGAAUCAUUUCUCACUGUCAACUAGAUUUGCAGUUUAUGUUAUUACAGGUUAAUCUUUGCAUCAGUAUAUUGUGGAAUAUAACUACAGAUACUUUAUUAGAAUUAGUUUACUGGCUUCUCCGAUAUGCAUCAAUACAGUCUUCAUAUCUUCUGACGACAUAAAACAUAUACAGUUCAUUUUCGGUUAUGCUGUGAAUCCUGUCAUUUGGCAUAGGAUGUGCGAGUUUAAUUUUUUUAUUUAUUUUUUAAAUAUAUAUAUGUAAUUGGAUUUGCACAACUCUUAACUUGAACAUAAGGUUUUCAGCAUUAGUAUCUAUGCUAACCACUUUUUUUUUUACCAUGAAAGCUUGGAUAAUAUUUACAAUUUUUCAACAUUUAACUGCACAAACAUUGCUUAAGAGUUAAAGGUAAUCUUUGAUGAAGUAAUCUUUUCAACUUCAAACUUGAGUAGACAGAUAAAAAAAAACUCCAUAAUUCAGAGCUUUAUAUACAUUCAUUACAUAACUCAACAGAUGGGGGCAAUAUUUUGUUCUGGACAGACUUAAGUUUGAGUGUUUUUAUAUCCCUCAACUGCAUGUAAACUGCUGACUGUGUGUAGUAAGUAGUGAAAAAAGGAAUUGUCUUUUCUUUGUAGGAGAUGAUGUGAUGUAAGGGUUUUUGUAACUAUUUUAGAAGCAAAAUGAUUAAUAGUGCAACCAAGUGCUGUGGGAACACCAAAGAUCCUAUAUACAGUAAUAAUAAAAAUAAAAAAACAGGAAACUUUGGAAAAAAAAAAGCUUGUCUUUGAUUCAU
Lepisosteus oculatus (spotted gar) is the source of this 10698-nucleotide messenger RNA. RefSeq names its product autophagy/beclin-1 regulator 1a (gene ambra1a). The record is from RefSeq and is a predicted model, not a curated record. Gene Ontology annotation, biological process: autophagy. Gene Ontology annotation, molecular function: protein binding. Gene Ontology annotation, cellular component: intracellular membrane-bounded organelle. Lineage: Eukaryota; Metazoa; Chordata; Actinopteri; Semionotiformes; Lepisosteidae.